AUGGCGGGUUCGCCGGCCGACACUGCGGGCGCUGCGCCCUCCCAGCAGCAGGCGGGGCCCAGCCUCAAGCGCAAGCGCAUCCGCAUCCCAAAGUCGUGUGCUCGCUCCGGCCAGCCCAGCGAGUGCGUGUACGACUCGCGCCUCGACGCCGUCCCCGCACGCGCACCGGGCCGCAAGCAAAAGGCUGGCUCGGCCGCUGCCGCAGCCACCACCGCCACCAACACCACCACCAGGAGGUCAGCCGGCAGCAGCCGCGAUAAUUCCGACGACGACGACGACGACGACGACGACGCCGACGACGACCAUGGCGGUCAGUUCCGACGCCACGACCAGUAUUCCCACGGUCGCCACGACCACCGACUCACGGCAUCGCAACAAGAGGUGGCCUCGCUCAGAACCCAGCUCGAGGCGGCCAGGCGACAGACGAUCGAGCUGCAGGAGCUCGUCAGAAGCCAGCAGCGCUCCCACCACCAGCAUCAGCAGCACCAGCAUCAACGGCAGCACCGUCCGCAGCCGCCCUACUCGGCGACUUCUGACAGCACCUCGAGCGUCUACCCCGACCCUUACCCUGCCCCAUCGGCGCCGUCGUCGUCGCGGAAGCGCGAUCUUUCCCGCCACAGCGACCUCGAUGCCGUCACUGGCCUCCAGAUGCUCGCCGAAAUGGCGGGUCCAGGAGCCGGACGGCUAGCGGGCGGGCCGGGCAUCGGUCCAGACGGCCUGAUGGGCCCCGCGGGGCAUGCCUACGAUCCACCCGGCCGUCAUGCCAGCCAGCACCACCCUGACGCAGGCUCAGCGGCCUUCUACGACCGCAGCAAGAUGAGCUCGAUCGCGUCGGUGCUCAACUGGCCCGCGGAGGGGUCGAGGCAGCAGUUUGUCCGCGCUGGCGUCGCGGGGACCCACAGCACUGCGCCCGGGCCCACGCCUCCGUCCCGGGCUUCGGUGGGCAGCUCGGGCUUCUCUGGCGGCCUGGUGGCUGCGGCGACGUCGUCGAGCGACCCGGGCCUCUCGCCUUCCUCCGACACGCGAUCCCAGACCUCGACGGCGACGUCGUCCUCCCAGUCGCCCCACGUCCACCUAGCCGAAGCGCCCAUCAAGGACACCGCGUCCCCCGUCAACCGCAACGGCGUGCCAAUCUACUAUGGCGAGGGCACCAGCGGCGACAUUGUCCUGAGGCAGGUCAAGGUCGAACAUGCCGCCGAGCCCGGCGCCCGGGGCACGCCGCCCUUCCAUUCCUCGGGCAUCGGGGGACGGACCUACGGCCGACNGACGCCGCCACGGCGGACUGGCGGGCCGACCGUACUCGUAUAA
Messenger RNA from Pseudozyma flocculosa PF-1, 1308 nucleotides. RefSeq lists its product as uncharacterized. The transcript has 2 exons. NCBI's taxonomy places the organism in Eukaryota, Fungi, Basidiomycota, Ustilaginomycetes, Ustilaginales, Ustilaginaceae. The coding region runs from base 1 to 1308 and encodes 435 amino acids. The record is from RefSeq and is a predicted model, not a curated record.